UUUGACCGUGACCGGCCGAUGCUCGAUAUUAGUGGACCUUUGCUCUUAAUUGUUCUUAUUUCACAGCUGGUGGGCUACAAGAAGCAAGAAGUCAUACAUCAAUUCCCGCUAUGCAGGGGGAUUUUUUUAUAGGUGCUAACGAGUGAUUCCAAUUAAACGAGGGCUUUUCCUAAUCCAAAGUGGACUUUAAUUAUGAUUGCAUAGUUAAACAUAAUUGGUGUGUUACGUUGCCCAUGACGUUUAUUACUAUCGAGUUGAAAAAUGAUAAGUGGUUCUCAUACGUUGACAAGUCGUCAUGUAAGCUCUGGGCCGACGAAGGACCGAUUGUGUUCACCUAACAAAACAAAUACAGCUUGCUGUGCUCGUGGUAAAGGAGGCAAGGGGCUUAGUAGAGUGAACGUAGCUUAACGUCUAUUUGUAUAGUCGUGUUAUUUAGAAUAUAGGAUUUGAAUCUCCGAAGAAUUACAAAAUUCGACGUGGAUUCAAAUAUCCAAGGACAACUCCUAAAUUUAAGAAUUCAGAGGAAAUUGAAACUACAAAUUUGACAAAAAAGCUAUGGGACACCUUUAUUCCUGACUGGCUCGUUACCCGGAAACGAGGAAGACAACAAUUGCAAGGGAAGAAAUCGGAUUUGAAUCGCGGUUUUCAUUGCUGGGAGAAUUCCUGUGUAGUUUAACUAAAGAUCAUGAAUGCUACAGACAAUGUGACAAAUUCCAAGGGUUUUGACCCCCCAAAUAAUGAUAAACAACCAGUUAUCGAAACGGUUAUUGCAUCAGGUAUUUUAAGUCUUAUAAUCGCUGGUGGAAUCGCUGGAAAUCUUUUAAUCCUAACUGCUAUCUAUCGAUACUCGAGUCUACGAACGAUGACAAACGUCUUUGUCGCUAAUCUCGCCGUGGCAGAUCUACUAUUAUCAGUUCUGGCUAUGCCAUUUACAUUAACUUCAUCUAUCACUGAAGAUUGGGUAUUUGGAAACACGAUGUGCAAACUCCACGGGAUUCUUAACUCUCUAUUUUGUGAAGCUUCAAUUCUUACGCUCACAUUUGUGAGCCUGGAAAGAUUCAUCGCUAUAAUUUAUCCCUUACAGUACCAUACUUUGAUAACUCCAUUUUCGGUGAAAAUUAUGCUGUGUUUUAUUUGGUUCCAGGCAAUUGUUUGUGCGAGUUCUCCCUUUCUGUUUUCGCGUUACACGUUCCUAUGGUAUGAGCAUUUGUGCACUAUUGACUGGGCAUUCAAGCCUAUAUAUUCACUAACCUUUACUAUUAUAUUUUUCUUCUUACCGUUUCUAAUUAUGAUUAUUUUUUACGGGUCAAUUUUACGGACCGCUCUUAAGCAAAGGAACAAGAUUUCUGGUGUCACCCUGGGAGAAUUUCAAACAGAAUCGAGUUAUCUUAAAACUUUGUCUGUGAAGAAGGACGAUUCAAAUAACUUAAGGAAAAUCAAGAAAGAAAACAAGGCUACUAUUAUGAUCGCAAUUGUGGUUGGAACCUUUUCUGUUUGUUGGUUCCCGCAUGCAACUGGGGUUUACUGCCUUCUUACUCAAAACUGCAAAUGGGGAAAGCCUUUUUUUGUCAUUACUACUUGGUUAGCCAUGUUGAACAGCGCACUAAACUCGAUUAUCUACGGUUUGAUGAACACAAGUUUCAGACGCGCCUUUAAGAGUAUUAUAGUCUGUGAUCGUUAUUACAGUGACAACGAUAUAAUUACAGUUGCUGAAAAAUCUAGACGCUCCUAAAAAGCGGUCGUACUAACUCUCUUUCAAAACAUUCAUAACUUUGGCAAAAAGCUCUUAAUUCAAAAGUAUAACUUUCCAUGUUCAGGUUUAUUAGGUUACAUUUACUGAAACAAGCGUUUUCAGUUGGGAUGCGAAUUAAUAUAUGUUAUUAGAAAAUUUGACUAUAGUAUAUUAGAGUUCAAUGAGGAAAAAAAUUAACGAUUCUUUUACUCUUAACGUUUAUUAAGGGCUGCAACUUUCCCUUUCAAAAGCCUUCAACCAAUUUCGUUGUUCAUAUAGCUGCGUUUGAGCUGUUUUCUAUUCUUGUUCAUAGAGAACAAGCUCAAGCCUGUCAUCUUACAGCCCUUCAAGUACCUACCCAAAUAAAUUGAAAUCAAAAUUUUCAAUAUUUAUAAGGUCAAGCUAGAGUCGUCCCAAGCAUUGUUUUUCAAGGAAGGCGUCUCUUCCUGCGAAACGUAAUAAUCUUAAGUCAACAUAAAUAUACCGCAAACUAAUUAAAAACAAACCCUUUAUGAGCUCGAUUGAGUUCGGUUUAAUAAAACGAGAAAAAUAAACAAAUGGAGGAAGACAAAUUAACUCGUAAGAUUUGGGAAGUAUAAUUUCUUUGGACACGGAAAUUGGUGAGCAAUUUUUAAUAAUGACAGACAAUAGCUUUGACAGAAGAAGACUUUUAUUGAUGCAUUUGUUCUUUAAUUUAUUUCGUGUAUACUGGCCCAUUGCACCUGUUCUAAGAAGCAAAUGGGGAUUGGUCAGUUAGUUUUGCUGCUUGAUAAGUAAAAGGUUCAUAGUUUGAUCCUCAGUGACCUCACACACUUGUUUUAAGGAGCAUGCGUGGCUUGUUUGGUUUGUGUGCUGCCUGCUAAGCAAGAGGUCCAUAGUUUGAUCCUCAGUGACCUCACACACUUGUUUUAAGGAGCAUGCGUGGCUUGUUUGGUUUGUGUGCUGCCUGCUAAGCAAGAGGUCUAUAAUUUGAUUCUCAGUGACCUUACACACUUGUUUUAAGGAGCAAGCGUGGCUUGGUUGGUUUGUUAUUUUUAUAUAGCGCCAUUUUCAUUUCUGUCCAAUGGCGCUUUACAAAUUACACUAAAAAUAUGUGGUAAAAUCUAGUAAGACCCAACCUUUACACCGAGUCCCACAUGCGACGAAUCCAACGCAAACGAGCAAAUGUUUCUUAAUUCGUUUGCAUUAAAUUUUYCCCCCAUUGAUGUCUCAAUCAUUCGCGUGAGAUUAAAAACGGCUGCACAUCUAAAACGAAGAUAAAAGCAAAGACAGCCGAAGAACACUUCAAACAAUACUAUCAAAUUUUGGCAUUUCACAAUGACAUGUGACAAACUAAGUACCUAAAUUAAGUGUUUUGGGCUAAAUUGAAAUUCCGAAUUUUUACUUUGAGUUGAUAUUUGCAUUCGUUGUUUGAACUGUGUGGGAUAUUGGCGUCAGUAUAAGGAACUGAAUUAAUACCACGUGAUCUGACUAGGCGCAAAACAUUAUUGGCUUAUCGAAAUCAAUCCCAUCAAUCAUCGCACGCUUAGUUCGAAUUUACUUGAGUGUUCUUGGCGGCCAUCUUAAAAAAAUAUGCUGAAUAUAUCUGCGACUUUUUCGCAAAUAAAUUCUUUCUUGUUCAAAACGAGACAAAUAAAUUAAAUUAUGUAC
This is a messenger RNA of Actinia tenebrosa (Australian red waratah sea anemone), 3382 nucleotides long. Its product is annotated as G protein-coupled receptor 161-like. NCBI's taxonomy places the organism in Eukaryota, Metazoa, Cnidaria, Anthozoa, Actiniaria, Actiniidae. Gene Ontology annotation, biological process: G protein-coupled receptor signaling pathway. Gene Ontology annotation, cellular component: membrane. Gene Ontology annotation, molecular function: neuropeptide Y receptor activity. The record is from RefSeq and is a predicted model, not a curated record.